Molecule: messenger RNA, 2103 nt
Organism: Spea bombifrons (plains spadefoot toad)
Lineage: Eukaryota; Metazoa; Chordata; Amphibia; Anura; Pelobatidae
Gene: IFT54
Product: TRAF3 interacting protein 1
Exons: 15
Coding region: 33-1946 (637 amino acids)
Biological process (GO): intraciliary transport; regulation of microtubule cytoskeleton organization; cilium assembly
Cellular component (GO): ciliary basal body; centrosome; axoneme
Molecular function (GO): microtubule binding
Source: RefSeq, a predicted model, not a curated record
CUAUUAUUAUUAUUUUCAGGUCUUUUGCUGGGAUGGAGUCAGUUAUACGCCGCACUCAGGAUACUCUGGGGAAGGUGAUCAGAAAACCUCCACUCACCGACAAACUACUCGGAAAGCCUCCGUUUCGGUAUUUGCACGAUAUUUUCACUGAGGUGAUCCGAACUACUGGGUUUUUCGAGGGUUUGUACCCAGAAUCAGAACUGAAAUCUGAUAAUGUAAAGGAUAAGGAUGCCAAGAUCAGCUUCCUGCAGAAGGCCAUCGAUGUGGUUGUGCUGGUGACUGGGGAACCUCUAGCUGUGAAGCCUGCUAGAGUUGUAGCUGGACAUGAACCAGAACGUACCAACGAGCUUCUGCAAGCAAUCGGCAAAUGCUGCUUGAACAAGCUGUCCAGUGAAGAUGCUGUCAGAAGAGUUCUGGCUGGUGAGAAACCAGAACUCAAAGGAAAGCCACCGUCAACGACCAAAUCUCAGGACAAAAAAGAUGCCAAACCAGAAGAGCGGCGCACCCACAGGGAGACUGAUGACAAAAGAGAACUUGAUAUUAGGGAGAGAAGCGGAAGUAGGGAGAGGAAAGAAAGACAGCGACAGCAAGAAGUGGAGCAGAAACAUCCCGAGAGGGUGAAAGAACAAAGGAAGGAGAGAGAUGGAGCAAUGGAGAAAGAUGGAAUCCGGGAAAGGGAAAAAAAUGACAAAGAAAAAAGAACAAGCGAGAGUCAACAUGAAACCGAAAAAGACAGAACCAAAGAGAAAUCUAGACGCGAGAAAGGCAAAGAGAGGAGAAGUGAAGGCAGCAGAGGAAAAGAGAGGGAGAAGGACAAAAGCAAGGAUCGAGAGAGAGGACGGGAAAGAGAUAGAGACCAUGAAAAGGAGAGGCACAGGGAGAAGGAUCUUGAAAGGGAAAGGAGAAAAGAACGUAUGAGAGAUGAGGAAAGUCAAAGAGCAAGAGAUGAAGAAACUCGUGAUGACCCAGAGAGGCUGGAAAAUAAGCAUAAAAGACCAGAAGAACAUACAAAGAAAGCUUCAGCUAUCUCUGCGAAAGAGAGCAAGUCUGCAGCAGAUAGAGAGGUGCUUACGAGUUCCACAAAAAUCACUCGGCCUUCUGCCUCAAAACUUCGAGAGAGACGACCAGCCAAAGGGGAAGGAGAAGGGGACUCGGGCAGUGAUCAAGAGGUCCCAUCCACACAGACUCUCACUCCUGAAAAUGCAGAUGCUGUAGAUGGUCAAUCCAAUAUGAUUGCACAAAGGCGUAUCCCUCGUCCUGGAAGUGCACGGCCUGCUCCGCCAAGAAUCAAACACCAGGGCAGCACAGACACUCCUGUUCCAGAAAGGGUCAGCAGUGGAAAGGCUGUUUCUGGUGUCAUUGUAGACCAGCAAAAAAAGGAAGACGAUGACGAGGAGUUUAUAGUGGAGGAAGCAUCACCACAACCGCCAGAUAUGCCUGAAAUGGAGCUGGACACACAAAUAAAUCUGAAUGGCGAUGACAAUCAUGGCAGUCUUGUCAAGAAAAUCUUAGAAACAAAGAAAGAUUACGAAACGCAACCAGAUGCCACAAAUAAGGAUAAGAUACUGCUGUCUGAAAAUGGGAGGAAAAGGGAGAAGGAUUUAGUGACGAGGGAAAUUGAGAAGUUGCGGAGCUCCAUCCAGAUUUUAUGCCGCAGUGCACUGCCGCUAGGUAAAAUCAUGGACUACAUCCAGGAGGACGUGGACACCAUGCAGAACGAGCUGCACAUGUGGAGACGAGAGAACCGCCAGCUUGCAGAAAUGCUCCUGAGAGAGCAGAGUAUCACUGAUGCAGCUCUGGAGCCUCUGAAGGCAGAACUCGUGGAACUUGACCAACAGAUCAAAGAAAACCAGGACAAAAUCUGCACAGUGAAGGGAAAUAUUCUGCGCAACGAAGAGAAAAUCCAGAGAAUGGUCCGGGGUAUCAGCGUUUCAUCCAAAGGGUGAAUAGUAGAUAUGCCUUUUCCCCCACUUGUAGACUAUAUAUUUUUGCCGGUGUGUAAUAUGUCCUGUUUAAAAACUGAAACCUGAAUUUGUAUUCACACUUCUGUCACAAAUAUUUAUACUGAGCUAAAUCACGCGUUAAUAAAAUAUUUAUAAAUAA